AUGCAAGUUUAUACUUUUGUAUCCCGCCACUCCCACCUUGGAGAAUCCUGCAACUGCAUUUCACCAGAAGACGAAAUAGCAAGUUUCUUUUCACCAGGCUCUUUCAAAGGUAUGACAACUGGAUGGCAUCCUAACGGCUGCCCUGCUUGCGGUCCUACUUGCUAUUCCUACCUAUCGGUAGACUCCCUUCUGGCUGCUUCAUAUCUUCGUCUGGACUAUUACACUACUCUUUCAGACGACAAAGGAAGGGUUUCUUUAGUCUAUCCAAUUUUGGACAGGGAGAUAUUCUAUAUUCCCUAUAGCAAUGGUUUGUCUAUAAGCUUCCAAAUGGAUAUAGAGCUCCAUUCUUAUGGGUAUGCCGCAGUACGCCUCUAUGUGCGACAAGCCCAAAUCAAAUAUCCGAUUGUUUGA
Molecule: messenger RNA, 411 nt
Organism: Histoplasma capsulatum G186AR
Lineage: Eukaryota; Fungi; Ascomycota; Eurotiomycetes; Onygenales; Ajellomycetaceae
Exons: 3
Coding region: 1-411 (136 amino acids)
Source: RefSeq, a predicted model, not a curated record